This is a messenger RNA of Botrytis byssoidea, 2373 nucleotides long. RefSeq lists its product as uncharacterized. The coding region runs from base 1 to 2373 and encodes 790 amino acids. Gene Ontology annotation, biological process: endoplasmic reticulum to Golgi vesicle-mediated transport; protein localization to phagophore assembly site. The record is from RefSeq and is a predicted model, not a curated record. Gene Ontology annotation, cellular component: cytoplasmic vesicle; phagophore assembly site; TRAPPIII protein complex. NCBI's taxonomy places the organism in Eukaryota, Fungi, Ascomycota, Leotiomycetes, Helotiales, Sclerotiniaceae. The transcript has a single exon.
AUGACACCUUCGAAUCAUGCAUCUCCCUUCAGUCCCCCCGAACCGGUGACGAGUCCUACGCCGCUGAGGAGGCCCAAGACAAGAAUUUCUGCAGAUUCGCAAUCAAUGACCUCAUCUGUAGCUUCACUGCCGUACAGAGCGUCGAAUGCCUCAGUACAGUCACUGUUCGCGUCAACGACAACACCUUCCGGUUCAAGACCAGUCUCCCCGACCGGCGGAUCAUCGACACCUUCGCGAAUCGCAGGAUCUGUAUUUGGUGGUAGUACGCUUUCUGAAAGCCAUCUCUUACUAUCGGAUAGGAAAGACGAUCCUCGAAACUUAAUUUUAUCGGGAUUUGUUCCACAUAUUGCGGUACACACAUCUAUCGACACACAUGAGCUUGUGCAAGACAAAGGGUUCAAAGGAGGACUUUGGGAGUUAAUAAGGCCAUUUGGGGAGAAAAUACAAGGAAAAGUGAAUGUACGAGAUAGUAUAGGGGCUGGCCGGACGUAUGACGAUUUUGGAGUACGCUUUGUUCAACUGGGGGAUGGGCUCGAAAUACCGGAUGGGAUACCUGGGUCGCGAAGGAGUGGAGAGGGAAAAGUUCUGUCACCGAAUGGCAACAAACCUAUACCAGAUUCAAUAGCUGCUCAGCGCCUGAGAACUGGAGGAGAUAUUCCUCAAAUUGAGCGACUUGUUGAUCGUCAUUUAACGAAUGCUGAAGAAUUUCCUGGUGUCAGCGCAGAAGAUUUUUUGAACCUGAAGGAUAGUUCUAAGAUUUCAGGGGCAACAUCGCCGUUUUAUACUCUUUAUCUACGAAGGUUACUUUCAGGAAUACCUUUAGCCCCGCACGAAACUUUCUCUCAUCCAGUGGCAUGUAUUAUCGCCAUAAGUUCACGUAACAAGAAUCCGAUUGAAGCUUUAAGGAGGCUAUAUGAAGAAUCAAGUCGCGGAGAAAAGCGGUUGCCACUAUGGGUCAAUGAUGAUUAUCUUCGCUAUUAUGUUCUGGUACAUGAUGAAGAACGAGAUGAUAUUACAAAAUCUAUCACAUUAUUUGAACAAAUGAAACGCCAUUUUGGGCUUCAUUGUCAUCUCUUAAGGCUUCGAAGCAGUCAAUGCGUGGCAACAGAUGAUGAUAGUGUACAACUCCCACGGUGUGAAUGGAUAGCUGCAUCAGAGGAAAUGGCCGAAAUACAGGCGCGGGAGUCUCAGGAAGACCCCGAAGACUCAUUUCCUUGUAUAUAUGAAUCCGAUACUACUGCCAUCAAAACAUUUAUUCGCGAGAUGGUUACUCAAUCUGUUGUUCCGUCAAUGGAGAGGUGUGUAGCGACUUGGAACGACCAGGUUGCUUCACGGCGAAGAGGCAUAAGUGGUAGAUUCAUGAGCUUAUCGAAAACUAUAAAAUGGCCUGGAGCAUUUGGUUCCAGCUCACGAAGUAAUUCAUCAAAUUCGGUAGGAUCAGGUAGCAAUUAUGACGCAUUGCAGGGGUUUUACCGACCGGAUUCACCGGAAGCAUUGAUGCGAAAGCUCGCAGAUUACUCGUUUAUGCUUCGAGAUUGGAAAUUGGCCCAGCAAAUUUAUGAUCUGUUACGGUCUGAUUUCACUAAUGAUAAAGCAUGGAAACAUCAUGCGGCAGCCAAUGAAAUGGCUGCUGUUAGUACCCUCAUGAUGCCUCAUUCUAUCAGCGCCAAAACACGUACCGAAACCAUCGAUAUGAUGCUUGAAACAUCGUCAUACUCGUAUAUGACAAGAUGCAGUGCCCCUUACGGAGCCCUGCGCUGCUUGACCUUGGGAAUGGAGCUUCUUAGGGUCAGAGGCGGCUCGGCAACCGGCGAUGCAGCAAGAUGGGGUGCGAGACUUCUUGAACACAAGAUUGUGGGUGCAGUUGGCGACUCAUUAUUCAAGGAGCGUGUUGCGGUCUGUUAUGGUACGAAGAAGGGACACGGACUUGGUCUCUGGGGUAGUAGAACAAGAAAAUCAGCCAUGUGGAGUAUCAUGGCCGCCGAAGGAUGGCUCAGCCUAGAGAAGCCUCAUCAAUCGAAAAAGAGUCUAGAUGAUGCUCGGGCGAAGUAUGCUACAUUGGCAAAUAAAGAUAGUUUGUUGCAUUUUGCGGAAGCAAAUGAAUUUGUUCAGGGUCUUGAGACGCAGAUCGAAAAUACUUUAUAUCCGAUCACAGAAUCCCAAGCAACGAUCAUGCCAGACGAUGAUAUGAUAGAGACAACCAUGGGAGAAGAAAGCGAAGUCUUCAAUUCGCGUCCACAUCGAAGAAGUCUCCCGGGCGGAGUAGCACCGCCUCCCAUUGCAAGUCUCGAAUCAGCGCCCUUGCAUGGGACAAUCAUAGAAGCGGAAGAGAAAAAUAAAAUUGUUACGAGUAACGAUUUUGAACAAGAAUAA